CCUCCCGCACUCACGCCGACUGCUCUUCAAGCCUACAAGCCCCACCUCCCAUUCAUUGACUUCCUCCCUUUCCCUCAAUUUCGGGACAACCUUCUGCGAGCUGGAGAUGCAGUUGAUUCUUACGAAUUUUGGGACGAUAUGGUGUCUGGAAAAUUAAAAGUCUGGGGAAAAACUCCCUGGGACCGGAGGGGCUGGGAAAUGCAAGAAGAAUUUGCUACCAAGUGGAGCUGGCUGGUAACGGAUGACAUCUUGGAGGAAACAAAUUUUUGGAGGGUAUCUAGAGGUGAGGAACCUCUGCUG
Messenger RNA from Trichoderma virens Gv29-8, 300 nucleotides. RefSeq lists its product as uncharacterized. NCBI's taxonomy places the organism in Eukaryota, Fungi, Ascomycota, Sordariomycetes, Hypocreales, Hypocreaceae. The transcript has a single exon. The record is from RefSeq and is a predicted model, not a curated record. The annotation marks the transcript as partial.